Messenger RNA from Phyllostomus hastatus (greater spear-nosed bat), 5284 nucleotides. It is a transcript of the gene RNF216, whose product is annotated as ring finger protein 216. The transcript has 18 exons. Bases 392 to 3187 code for a protein of 931 amino acids. Gene Ontology annotation, molecular function: zinc ion binding. The record is from RefSeq and is a predicted model, not a curated record. Lineage: Eukaryota; Metazoa; Chordata; Mammalia; Chiroptera; Phyllostomidae.
AGCGCAGCUGGGGCCUCGGCGGCGGCGGCGACGGAGCUGUCGGCCGCGGCUUGUGGACACUAAAAGCCCCGGCGACGGAAGGCGACAGAAGCCGCCAAGCCCCCCCGGCGAGCCGAAGAGUUGAGUGGCGAGUUUCUGGCCGUGGACUGUUGUGUCUCUGGGAUACGUGUCUUGCCCUGUAAUUGGUCGAGCGUCAAGCUUUCUUGCACGGUUGUGUUACGGCUGGUCUGCGUCCCCACGAACAGUGCACGGGGAUGCCCCUUUUCUCCGUGUCCUCACCAAUACUCACAUCUUGUCUUUCUGGUAAUAGCCGUUCUGACAGAGCUUUUGGGAUAGACAGUCACCAUGUUUAGGUGUUAGCAAGCACACACGUGUAUGCCCACAUUUGAAAAUGGCAGAGGGAAAUAACAGUGAAGAAGUAAUUCACUUGAACAACUUUCACUGCCACCAGGGACAAGACUGGAUCAAUCUCCGAGAUGGACCCAUCACCAUAUCUGACGACUCUGACGAGGAAGGAGUUCCCAUGAUGAUCACCCCGGCUCCUCAGCAACAUGACGACGAGGACCUGGACGAUGAUGUCAUCCUGACGGAAACAAGUAAACUUCAGACAUCACGACCCAAUCUCAUCAAACCAGCUGCCCAGUGGCAAGAUCUCAAAAGUUUGGGAGAAGAAAGGCCUAAAAAGUCUAGAGCAGCUUUUGAAUCAAAUAAGAACAACUAUUUUUCAGUGUAUAACAGCUCAUUGUUUGAUUCUGGGACACAGGGUGAUUCUGAGGAUGACUACGGAGAAUUUCUGAAUCUUGGGACUCCCGGAGUUUCUGAAUUCAUGAAGCCUCGUGGCCAAGCGGAAAGGGAACCCAAGCCUGGGCCAAGCCAUAACCAGGCCGCAAGUGAUGGUGUCAACCCCGGAUCAGGGCCAGAAGUCUUUAUCUGGAGGAAAGGCAGCCUCCUCAUCCCAGAUAGCGACCCUUUGGACCCUCAGAACCAGUCGUCGGAGUCCUCAGAAGACUCGGAGUCAGACCUGCUGUCCAACCUCGGGGAGUCGGCGGCCGUCCUGGACGAGCAGGCCAUCGAAGAAGACUGCUGGCUGGACCACCCUUACCUGCAGCCCCUGAACCAGCAGCCCCGCGAGGUCGCAAACCAGGUGGUUCCUCAGGAGCGGCAGCGGGGCCCGGACCUGGGCCCACUGUUCUUUCAGCACGAGCCCCUAGGGCUGGCGUUCCCGAGGCCCGCUUUUCCGAGACCGGUGCCCCAGCAGGAUGGGGUUCCAGGCCCCUCUUCUCCGCAGCCGGCCCACCCCCUCGGAGAGCUGGAGGACCAACAGUUAGCCAUAGAUGGCGACGAGCCAGGCCCAGCCUUUCCGCUGCAAGGAUCUCAGGAGCCCACUUUGGAAAACCUUUGGGGGCAAGAAGCUUCCGAGGUCGACCAAGAAGCCGUUGCACUGUUAGUGAAAGAAACAGAAAUAAGAUUUCCAGAUGUAGCAACUGGGUAUAUUGAGGAAAUCAUUCAUUUGAAGAAUUACUAUGAUUUGAAUGUAAUUUGUAAUUUUCUUCUGGAAAAUCCCGAUUAUCCAAAGAGAGAAGACCGGGUGAUGAUCAACCCCAGCAGCAGCCUGCUCGCCAGCCAAGACGAGACGAAGUUGCCCGAGGUAGACUUUUUUGACUAUUCCAAACUGGCUCCUCUCGACCAGCCCUGCUUCAUCCAAGCUGCUGACCUCCUGAUGGCCGACUUCAAAAUGCUCAGCAGCCAGGACAUCAAGUGGGCCCUGCAUGAGCUCAAAGGACACUAUGCAAUCACCCGAAAGGCCUUUUCUGAUGCCAUUAAAAAAUGGCAGGAGCUAUCUCCAGAAACCAGUGGAAAAAGGAAAAAGAGAAAAGAAAUGAAUCAGUAUUCUUACAUAGAUUUCAAGUUUGAACAAGGUGACAUAAAAAUAGAAAAGAGGAUGUUCUUUCUGGAAAAUAAGCGGCGACACUGUAGGUCCUAUGACCGGCGAGCCCUCCUUCCAGCUGUGCAGCAAGAGCAGGAGUUCUACGAGCAGAAAGUCAAAGAGAUGGCCGAGCACGAAGACUUCCUGCUUGCUCUGCAGAUGAACGAAGAGCAGUAUCAAAAGGACGGCCAGCUGAUUGAGUGCCGCUGCUGCUACGGGGAGUUCCCGUUCGAGGAGCUGACGCAGUGCGCGGACGCCCACCUGUUCUGCAAGGAGUGUCUCAUCAGAUAUGCCCAGGAGGCCGUCUUCGGGUCCGGAAAGUCGGAGCUGAGCUGCAUGGAGGGCAGCUGCACGUGCUCGUUCCCCGCCAGCGAGCUGGAGAAGGUGCUGCCCCAGACCGUCCUGUGCAGGUACUACGAGCGCAAAGCCGAAGAGGAGGUCGCUGCGGCCUACGCCGACGAGCUUGUCCGGUGCCCCUCCUGUAGCUUCCCCGCUCUGCUGGACAGCGAUGUGAAGAGGUUCAGCUGCCCCAACCCUCGCUGCCGUAAGGAGACCUGUAGGAAGUGCCAGGGACUCUGGAAAGAGCACAAUGGCCUCACCUGUGAAGAGCUGGCUGAAAAAGAUGACAUCAAGUACCGAACAUCCAUAGAGGAGAAGAUGACCGCCGCGCGCAUCCGCAAGUGCCACAAGUGCGGGACCGGCCUCAUCAAGUCCGAGGGCUGCAACCGCAUGUCCUGCCGCUGCGGGGCCCAGAUGUGCUACCUCUGCCGCGCGUCCAUCAGCGGGUACGACCACUUCUGCCAGCACCCCCGCUCCCCGGGGGCCCCCUGCCAGGAGUGUUCGCGCUGUUCCCUCUGGACCGACCCCACGGAAGAUGACGAGAAGCUGAUUGAGGAUAUCCAGAAGGAGGCCGAAGAGGAACAGAAAAGGAAGAACGGAGAGAACACCUUCAAGCGCAUCGGGCCCCCCCUGGAGAAGCCCCCGGAGAAAGUGCAGAGGGUCGAGGCGCUGCCGAGGCCUGUCCCGCAGAACCUGCACCAGCCGCAGAUCCCCCCCUACGCCUUCGUGCACCCGCCCUUCCCCCUGCCGCCGGUCCGGCCCGUCUUCAACAACUUCCCCCUCAACGUGGGCCCCGUCCCCGCACCCUACGUGCCUCCGCUGCCCAACAUCCGGGUCAACUAUGAGUUCGCCCCCGUCCACCUGCCCCUAGAGCACAACCUGCCCAUGCACUUCGGCCCCCAGCCGCGCCAUCGCUUCUGACGCCUGAGCCGUGCCCUUACCAGAGCGCUGUCCCACCCCUAAUAAAGCUGAAGUGACGAACGGUGCGUCUGCAGAGAGCGGUGAGGCGGGGGCGCCGCCAGGGCUGGGCUGCAGCCGUUCAGGUGCCCGAGGGCCUCCGGGGCGGCCCCCCGCUGCUCCGAGCCCAGCUGCUGGCCCCGCGCAGAGGGCGGAGCGGCGGCCACAGGCCCGGGAGCACCGCUCAGGGUGGGGAGGCUGCAGACCGUGUCCCUCGUGUGCAGGACACCACCCCGGUGACAGUCCAGGGUCCUGUGGGCUCUGCUCUGGCUUGUCUGAGGUGUUCCCUGUUUGCUCCCUUGGGGUCACUGGCCCUCCAGAGCGCUGGGCCGCCGCUCCGACUCCGGGAAGUCCAGUGCGCUCCCCCCGAGUCCGGCCGCUCGGACGAGCCUGGGGGCUCUCCCAGGCAGCCCAGCUACUGAGGAGCCGCCUCUGUCACCAGCCUGGCAGCGAACAGCUCCCCUGAGGCUGGUGAGGCCAUGGGUACCCCCAUCCCAGGAGCUGUCCCUCCAGGUGCCCUGCAGGCCCAGCAGCCGCCUUUCUCAAGGUUGAGUUCAUGGUCUGCGUGGGGUCCCUGCCGUGUUCUCAAUGCCUCUUCCUGCCGAGCCCCAGCCUGGGGUUUGGGCCUUGUCUGAGGCUUUGCCCCACCCCCAGCCCCCCACUUUGUGGGACGUCACGCCCCCCUGGGCUGCAGAGCAGAGGCCUCUGCUGGGACCGCGCCUGUCUCCCCGGGUUGGCCCGUUUCUGUUGCUGUGGCUCUGAGGUCGGCACAGUUCCCAGGAGCCCAGCGCGCAUCCAUGACCUCACAGGGGACGGGGGGCCGAGGCCCGUCCCUGACACGGCUCGUGCUCCCACCGCCAGAGGUGUGCGCCCCCGGCCUGCUCACUGCUUGUGGGACCAUGCGUCGCUGUCUGGUCACCCACCGCCUUCAGCUUCUUAGAUGUGUUUCAAGAAUUAGAACGUGGGGGACCUGCCGCGUGGCGCCUCCCUGCCUCUCCUGCAGUGGAGCCCUUGGCAGGCGCACGGUCGUCGGGGCCAGGGGGCGGGUGCGGGCAGGCAGGCCUGCUCUGAGUUGGCACUGCCUGCAGCGGCCCCCUGGGGGCCACCUGCUCCUCACCGCCGGCCUCGACGGCAGUGACAAGCACCUUCGAGACACGUCCCCGUGUUUCCCCAGGGGAGGGUCUCGGAGAGCCGUCAGCCGCCCACAGGUACCCACCGGGUGGGGAGGGUGACGGCAGGCGUGUCCGGCCCCGCUGGUGGCCGCUCGCCCUGGCCGCCUAGGCCUGAGCCGGUCAUCCCGCCUCUGCCCCACAGCCAGGGAGUGUGGCCCCGUGGAGGGCUCCGGGCAGGUGGCACGCCCCUGUCCCUGCCAUCCAGGAAGUCCCCCAGGACGGGCAUGCAGCGACCCGGAAUAAUGGUUUCCCCCAAGGCCACUCCGAGGACUCGUCCUGUGUGGAGACUUCGGGCUGUUUCUGGGCCUCAGGGCUGCUCAGGGGGCCUUUCUGCCGGCGCCUGGUCCCUAGCAGUCUGCUCACCAGAUGGACGUAGGACAGCCCCUGCCGCGGGGUCCGCCCUGCACAACCCGCCGGGCACCUCCGUGCUGCGGGGGCAGGGCCGAGACAUGGGCUCCUCCGGAAGCAGCCGUGCUAGGGGCGGGCUUCGGGGGCGAGACGCGACCACAACCACCUGCCGGCCAGCACUGACUGAGCUGCACGUCGCCGGUGGCGGCAGUCCCACAGAGGUCAGCCGUCCAGGGGAGCAGGAGUCCCCGAGGCGCCUGGCGCCUGGCCCCCUCCCGGAGCAGGAUGCUGGCCAGCAGCAGUCCCGUUCCACUUGCCUUAAAACUGGACAGAGGAAUCGAGUAUUUGCACUUAGCCAACAAUUGUAACUCUUUUUUUAAAGUGCAUGACCUGUCACUUUGUAUAAAAACAGCAAAAAUGAUUAAGUUUUUUCUUUCUGGUAGCAAAAGUACAUAAAAUAAUUCUUUUUAACUACUGUGUGUAAAAAGCCUGUAUCAUAUGUACCUUGGACUUUUUGUAAAUAAAUGUUUGUGCUCUCUGC